UACAAAAAGUGAUUAUUAUAUCGUCUAGUUUGCCAUAUCAAAGUUAUUCCAAUCUUGCUUUCUUGCCUCAAAAAAAAAUCUUGCUUUCACUGUUACUGAAUUGAUUUUCCGUCCUAACGAUCACCAAACAUAUGAACAAAUCAAAGUAUUUGUUGUGUAUACUAAAUAAGUCCUCACACAACACACCAACAAAAAUACUCCAAACCAUCUAAUAAAAUUAUUGCAAUGGCAGAGGCUGUGGUCUCCUUUGCUCUGCAAGAAAUCCGCAAUUUGCUGGUGGAGGAAGGAAAGCUGCUAUCUGGCAUGGGUGGUGAAGUGAAGGCGCUUGAGAAGCAGCUGAAAGAGAUGAAGUAUCUCCUCGAAGAUGCUGACAGAAGACGACAUGAAAGCAAAACCAUUGGCAAUUGGAUUGCAGAGAUCAGAGAUCUUGUAUACAAGGCUGAAGCUGCCAUUGAAAUACAUGCUGCUCGAGUGUCUUCAAGGAGAAGACAAGGCCUGAAAAAGCUCCUCGGCAAAUACACUUGUAUCCUCAAAGAAUGCUACUCACUCCACCAACUAGCCACUGAGGUGUCAGGUAUUAAAUCCGAGCUUGCAAGGAUAGAUAAGGACAUGCAAGAAAAUGGCAUAAAGAGGAGCAUCAUCAAUGCAACGGAACGCUCGACCACUAGCGACAAUCAAAACUGGACAAGGAAAACCUUCCCCAAUUUUGAGAUUGACGACUGUUUUGUUGGGAAGCAGGAUGAUGUGAAGCAGAUCAUUUCCCUCGUGGUCGAUGACAAAGAGCAUCGAGUUAUUUCAGUAUGGGGGAUGGGUGGUAUAGGCAAGACCACCAUUGUCAAAAGGGUCUACAACCAAAUAGUUGAGACCAAAAAAGGUUGCUUUGAAUCUUUUGCAUGGGUUUGCAUUACUCAACAAUGUCGGGUUCGAUCAACUUUGGAGGAUGUGCUCAAACAACUAAUCCCACAAAUAAAUGAGGAGAUUUUGAGUCUGAGCAGCAUGCAGCAGCUCUCACAAAAAGGGGAGGACCUUUCGAGUGUGAGUGACACGGAGUUGAUCAAGCGACUAUGCCAGGUACAAAGAUCUAAGAAAUGCCUAAUUGUUCUCGACGAUCUUUGGGAAACUUCUCAAUGGGAAGGCUUAAAGCAUGCUUUCCACGUCCAAGAUUUGCAAAGCAAAAUCCUGGUGACCACACGCCAAAAAGAUGUAGCAGAGAUUGGAUUUUCAGUUGAACUUGGGCUUCUCAAUAUGAAGGAUGCACGGGAAUUACUCAAGAAGAAAGCUUUUCCCCACGGCAGGAGUCCUGAGUUUGCAUUCGAAGAAAAAGCAUUAGACAGGAUUGGGAAGGAAAUGGUACAGAAAUGUGGCUAUUUGCCAUUAGCAAUUUCCUUACUUGGUGGGGUCUUGAGAAAGAAAAGUUCUAUCAGGGAUUGGGAAUUAGUAAAUGAUAAUAUCAAUACAUUUAUAUAUAGAGGUGAAGGCCACGAUGGAAGGGACAGUGAAAUUGAUGCAGUGCUAAAUUUAAGCUAUGAAAAUCUACCUUAUUAUUUGAAGCCGUGCUUUCUCUAUAUGGGUGUAUUCAAAGAGGACGAAAGCAUAUAUGUUGAUCAUCUAUAUCUGAUGUGGAUAGCACAAGGCAUGGUUUCAAAUGAGAAUAUUCGAGGAAGGGAUGAAACUUUAAUGGACAUUGCCGAGCUCUACUUAAGUGAGUUGGCCUCUAGGUCCAUCGUCCAAGUUGAAAUUGAUGAUCUUAUACCUUCAAGAAAAUAUCGGAGAUGCAAACUUCAUGAUGUAGUACGGGCACUAUGUUUGAAAAUGGGGGAAAAGGAGGACUUUGGUGUGCAAAUUUUGGAGUAUCAAGGUAGGAAAUUUAGUACCUUACCACCAGGAGUGUUGUUGCACACUAAAAUACGACAUUUGGUUAUCCAUUUCAAAGAAGAAGUUGAACUGGAACAUGAGGGGCUUACAAUCACUAGUGCAGAAGAUACCAGCAAACAUUUAAGAUCUUUUCGAAUGAUCAUUCAUGAAGAUUUGGGUAUUUUUGAAUUUCCUCCUCAAAGUAUAGUUAAUUUUCAGAAAUUCAAAUUGCUCAGAGAUCUAGUUAUUGAGAGGUUCAGAUUUGUAGGGAGAAAGUUGCCUAGAGAAAUCACAAAUCUUGUUCACCUUAGAAGUUUGCGUUUACAAAGAUGUGAACUCGAUAAGCUACCAUCUUCCAUAAGAAAUUUCGUCUACUUAGAUACUCUUGAUUUAUUUGGUUCAUCGAAUGUUCGAGUUCCCAAUGUGUUGAACAAGUUGUUCCGAUUGAAACACUUGGUCCUUCCUGAUUAUGAUAAGGAAACAAUUGGAAAUUAUCGAUUGAGAUUGGAUGAGGGUGUAGAUGAGUUGGAGAGUUUGAUGGGGUUAGAUAGUUCUGUGCAUGAAUUAAAACGUAUUACUAGAAUGAAGAAUCUGCGACGUUUUUCAGCAGAAAUUCACGACAAUGAAAGCUUGUCAGCUAUUGUCAACGCCAUUGCUACAAACUGGAACAAGUUACAGUAUUGUGCAGUUGAGAUUAAAGAUGGUUGCCAGGUAACAAGUGAGGAAGGGCUGAUGAUCUUGAAGCAAUUAUUCACGUGUCCCAUUCUUAAUUACUUGGGAAUUUCUAUUGAGUUGGGGGAGCUACCAGUGAGUAGCGACUUCAUUAGCUCAAAACUUGCUACGUUGAGCUUGUCUUUUUGUGAAAUUGAGGAUGAUCCUAUGGGAAUACUGGGAAGGCUUCCUUGCUUAGUUGAAUUGUAUUUAAGGCAGAGAUCAUUUGUUGGGGAGGAGAUGAGGUGCCCUGCAUUCAGUUUUCCUCGCCUCAAGAGUCUUGUAUUAGAUCGUUUACCAAGGUUGAGGGAGUGGAGAGUGGAGCAAGGAGCCAUGCCACUUCUUUUUGGAAUACAUAUCCAAUGUUGCCCUCAUCUCGAGAUGGUUCCAGAUGGAUUGAGUUGCAUUUCUACUCUGGAAAUAGUCAUAAUUUCAGAAAUGCCGGAGUUGGGGAAAAGGGUUUCGGCAUCAGGAGACGAUUUUUACAAAAUCCGCCAUGUCCCUUCAAUUGUCAUCCAUGAUUAGCAUCCACUCAGGUAAAGCUUGCACCACUAUCAUUCUCAAAAUUUCCAAUCCAUAUUAAUUUGAUUUUAAGUUUUAGUCAACAAAUAUUAAUUUAGGUUGGUUAUUUUCCGUAUAAAGAUUUGACUGUGGUUUGGAAGUGGUACACAAGGUUUGCUCCUAGCACCUAUAACUGAAUGUUUGUUUCCUCGAGUGGAUAUGUACUUUGGUAAGGUUUUAAUAAUGCUCGGCGGCUCAUUGUGAGAUUGUUGUAGAUUUUGUUUCUUCCCUUUGAGUUAUAGUCAUGUCUGUAGCGUUCCUCUCUAUACGAUCUUAUUUCACUGAUUACAGCUAUUAAGAACAUGAUUGGGUUUUCUUCUUCAU
Molecule: messenger RNA, 3450 nt
Organism: Salvia miltiorrhiza (redroot sage)
Lineage: Eukaryota; Viridiplantae; Streptophyta; Magnoliopsida; Lamiales; Lamiaceae
Product: probable disease resistance protein At1g58602
Exons: 2
Coding region: 226-3090 (954 amino acids)
Biological process (GO): defense response to other organism
Molecular function (GO): ADP binding
Source: RefSeq, a predicted model, not a curated record